CUUUUAUUCAGUGGGAGUGCGAUUCGAGACCCGGGAAAAGUCACGCCUGAGUGUAGAGGCGAAAGACCGAGCGGUCCUUAGUGAACGAGACUCCAUUUACAUAUUCUCCCUAAGGGUUUAAAGGCGUGUGUACCCGCAAAGAUUAGUGUGACAUACCUCCGCACUUUGGCAGUGGACUACUCUAACGGCACCUUCAGUCUCUGCGUAUUUGUAAUAACGCUACUUCUCCAGAGACAGGAUUGAGAAGAAGAAAUAAAAAAGACGACUUAAAUAGUGAUGCCAUCCAACAAGUACUCCUCCGCUAUCAUGGCGGAAAGUGACAAGAUGACUGCCACGGCUGCUGUGAAUGGUGACAUGUCAGUAGGAGAGGGAUUGUCAGAAAACGACAGCGGUCUGGAGAUGACCAAUGAGAACAGCCCGCUGACUGCGGCAGAGCCACCUUCACCUUUCUGCCCCAAACAGAAUGGAGGCGCAGCCUCACCCGCAGAUGAGAGCGAGAACAGCAUCAGAAGAAAAAGAUCUCGUAAGCGCUCCGACACAGAGGAAGACAGCGCCUGGGAUUCCUCCUACAGUGAGGAAAAGGCUGACGUUGGGUCCGGUUGUGAGACGGGUCUGCGGCAAAGGCCUCGUCCAAGGACUAUUUUUCAGGCAGGACUGAUAGCUCACAGUAAACCCCGCAACAGAGAGAGGGGACAUAGCAAACAGGAUCAUAACAACCUGACAUCUGAAGUUGCCUGUACCCCAGCCAAUCAAAAGCCAGUGGUCUUGGAUCAGCCAGUGGUCUUGGAAAUUCAAGUUUCUAGUGUUCCUGAGGGUCCCGCACUAGAACUCAUGGAACAGGACUCUAAAGACUCUGCACAGAGCAGCACCACAUCCAUCUCGACAACUGACACAGUCAGCCAACCUGAGUACAAGGAUAAUAAAGGCUUUGGUAUUGGAGAGUUAGUCUGGGGCAAGAUAAAGGGCUUUUCUUGGUGGCCAGGGAUGGUGGUGACCUGGAGAGCAACAGGGAAGAGGCAGGCCUCCCACGGCAUGCGCUGGCUACAGUGGUUUGGCGAUGGGAAAUUCUCAGAGGUGUCUGCUGACAAACUCGACUCCAUCACAGCCUUCCCAAAGUUUUUCAACCAGUCAUCCUACACCAAGCUGGCCUCCUACCGCAGAGCGAUCUUCCAGGCCCUGGAGGUGGCUAGUAUACGAGCAGAGAAGACUUUUCCUCCAAGUGAGUCAGACAGUCUUGAAGAACAGAUAAAGCCCAUGCUCGACUGGGCUCAUAACGGCUUUCUGCCCAAAGGUCAAGAGGGCCUGAAACCCAGAGAGAACGCAGCUGAGUAUUGUGUUUUUCCCCUGGCCUCAGAGAGCUCAGCGCUGCUGGACUCCAGCCCUCCGGAGUUCCCCCCCUCUGCCAAGAGAGCUCGGCUCAGCCUCUGUAAGGCCAAACCUGGCACUGAGGACGUCUACAGCAGAGAACAAAUGGUCCAUGAAGUUUUGAAGAAUCACAGAAGUAUAGAAGAGUUCUGCGUCUCUUGUGGAAAGACGAGAGUGGCAACCUUCCACCCGCUGUUUGAAGGAGGCCUUUGUCUAACAUGCAAGGAUGUUUAUUUGGAAAUCUCCUACAUGUACGAUGACGAUGGCUACCAGUCAUACUGCACCGUGUGCUGUGGCGGCAGAGAGGUGCUGCUCUGUGGAAACGCCAACUGCUGCAGGUGUUUCUGUGUGGACUGUCUGGAUAUAUUAGUGGGAGCAGGAGCGGCCAACAGCGCCCGUGAUCUGGACCCAUGGCGCUGCUACAUGUGUCAGCCUCUGCAGCUGUACGGUGUGUUAAAGAAACGCCACGACUGGAGCCUGAAACUACAAGAGUUCUUCGUCAAUGACAAUGGACAGGAGUUUGAAAGUCCAAAGAUUUACCCUGCGGUCCCAGCAGAGCAGAGACGUCCAAUCAGAGUCCUUUCACUGUUUGAUGGCAUUGCCACAGGUUAUCUAGUGCUUAGAGACUUGGGCUUUAAGGUUGAUGUGUACAUUGCAUCAGAAGUAUGUGAGGACUCCAUUUCAGUGGGAGUUGUCCGGCAUGAAGGACAAAUCCAGUAUGUGCACGACGUUCGCAACAUCACCAGAAAAAACAUUGCUGAAUGGGGGCCGUUUGACUUGGUGAUUGGUGGAAGUCCCUGUAAUGACCUUUCCAUUGUCAACCCUGCCAGGAAAGGCCUGUACGAGGGGACUGGACGCCUGUUUUUUGAGUUCUACCGCCUCUUGAGUGAAGCGAAACCAAAGGAAGGAGAAGACCGACCUUUCUUCUGGAUGUUUGAGAAUGUGGUCGCCAUGAGCGUCAAUGAUAAGAGAGACAUCUCACGAUUCCUGGAGUGUAAUCCAGUGAUGAUUGACGCCAUUGAGGUAUCAGCUGCACACAGGGCACGUUAUUUCUGGGGAAACCUGCCAGGAAUGAACAGACCGCUGUGUGCGUCCGGGAUGGAUAAAUUAGAGCUUCAGGACUGUUUGGAACAUGGCCGUGUCGCCAAGUUUGGUAAGGUACGCACCAUCACAACACGGUCCAACUCCAUCAAACAGGGCAAAGACCAACACUUCCCUGUCAUGAUGAACGGCAAAGAGGACAUCCUGUGGUGCACUGAGCUCGAGAGGAUUUUUGGCUUUCCUGUCCACUACACUGAUGUGUCCAACAUGGGCCGUGGUGCCAGGCAGAAGCUACUGGGACGGUCUUGGAGUGUUCCUGUAAUCCGGCACCUGUUCGCCCCACUGAAGGACUACUUUGCCUGUGAAUAACACAUGUAGUCCGUGAUAGUUAGUCCAAAGUCACACAACAAACAUCGUAAAGUACAAAACCAAAUGUCCUCAAUAAGGAGCUCUUGGAGACUAGCUAGCCUCCACAUUUACAAGACGAUUUCAGCUUUGCAAAGACAAGCUGAGACGUUGAGCUGACUUGAGGACGUGGUUGACCAAAAUCAAGGUAGACGCUGUGUUGUGAUGCUUAGAGUGACACUUAGUAAAAACACAGUUAGCUUUUGUACUAGCCAUUUUUUUUAAACCGAUGUGCCUGUCAAGGUCUUUGAAACUGUCAGGGUUCAUCUCAUCACAAGCAGGUAGAUUUUAUCCUUUAUUAUCAUGAGAAAAAAAAAAAUCUUUAAAUCCUUUAAAAAAAAAAAAAAAAUUCAAACAUUUUACAGCUUAUCUGGCUAAGGAAAGUACAAAUGUAAGAUUUUUUUUUAUUAUGUGAAAGAAUCAGUAUACUUGCAUAUGACGCAUUUCCAUGGUAUUGUUGGUGUAAGAAAAAUACUUGAAAUCUAUCAAUGCAAACGUACAAACACCAAGCUGUGAGCCCUUAGAAAAUGCAUUUCAAAAGAUGCGUGACAAGAAUCGAUGCUUCAUACAGCCUACAUUCCCUCUAUAACAUUGCACAAUAACAGUAUAACCAGAAGGUGUGUUUAUUAGCAGAACUCAAGGGCAUUAGCCUGCUCAACAUUACACGAUUGUUUUCUUGACAAGUAAUAAUUACUCAAGAUAGAGAUCAGUGUACUGUAUUUUAACCUUGAAAUUAAUGUUUACAAACUUUAAAGCUUUCUUAUUAUACCUUGAAUAUUUUUUUUAGAUUGACCUCUUUGACGAGGGAUCAGUGUAGAUGUAAAAUGUUAGCUCUAUAUGGGUUUCUCUCAGAUAGAGGCUUUAAUUUGUCUUUGAAACUGUUGUUUUUAUACUUACUGUUGCUACACACAAUAACAAACGCAUUGUAGCUUAAAAGUGAUGCCUCAUCUGUCUAAAACACUUAAUGUGUGGUGCCUUUUGAAGAGAACAGAUACAGCCUGCCGUACGGGGGUUGUGAAGAAACUUUCUGCUUUUGUUUGAUAGACCUAAUGCUGUAACACAAGCUGUUUUAUACGUCUAAUUGUAUGCUUAAUGUAAACUACUGUCCAAACUUAAAGCUUGAAGACCAUAAAUAACCUUAAUACUUCAUAAGACAUGGAACAGAAUUAUCGUUGGAUACUGCAUGUAAAUUACACUCAUUUGUCCUGUACACAUCUUGACAGGCAAAAACGUAUGUAAAACAGUGCAAAGAUGUGCUUACUGUCAUUUUAUUUUCUUAAAGGUUUUUUACUGUAGCGUAAACACAAUUUUGAUAUCAUAGCCUUAAUAUUUUGCUUAGUAGAUCUUUAAAUUUGAUAUAUAAAGCAGUCUUUUUACUUGUUUAUUUGGUAACAUAAUGAACAUGUUAAUCUACCUUUGAACAUUAACAGUGCUUUUAUACAGUCAAUUUAUAUUUACUUUAUUUUUAUACUAUUUUCCUAUAGUUUUUUUGUAUACAGUGUAUUUUCUUUUGGGACUUAUGGUAUAAAACUCAAACAAUAACCAAAAAAAUAAUAAAAAUGUUAGUAUCCUGAGCAAAACCAAUAAAGACAGACUCCA
Messenger RNA from Onychostoma macrolepis, 4410 nucleotides. It is a transcript of the gene dnmt3bb.1, whose product is annotated as DNA (cytosine-5-)-methyltransferase 3 beta, duplicate b.1. Gene Ontology annotation, biological process: negative regulation of transcription by RNA polymerase II. Gene Ontology annotation, molecular function: DNA (cytosine-5-)-methyltransferase activity, acting on CpG substrates; DNA binding. Gene Ontology annotation, cellular component: nucleus. NCBI's taxonomy places the organism in Eukaryota, Metazoa, Chordata, Actinopteri, Cypriniformes, Cyprinidae. The record is from RefSeq and is a predicted model, not a curated record. Bases 277 to 2775 code for a protein of 832 amino acids. The transcript is spliced from 23 exons.